GUGAGCACUACAUGAAGGUGGAAAUAACAGCAACAGCAGCAGCAGGGCUGUACAUGGACUUGUGCAGAAUAACAGGGAGCUCCUGAGGAAGGAUGAGAGGGACACACAUGGUAAGGUUAUCAGGACACAGCACUAUGGGAGCCUGGAGUUCAAGGUGUUAGAGCUGAGAGAAAUUGAGCAAGAAACUUGAUGAAACUUCAAGCAACUACUGGGACCUGUAUAAACUAACAUGGGCAGACAGAGUUCUGUCCACAACAGAGACAUCUUGUCCCUCCAACAACUCCUACAGUGACAAGGAGCCGCUCCUAGUGGACUUAGCUGUUGGUGGUGACAUCUCAAGAACUUAUCUCCAGAGAUGGACAAGUGACAUUGACGUAAGCACAGUACAGUCUCCUCGGUUAUUGUGAAGUCCACUUGGCUUCAGAGAUAGUCGCGGAAGGAGCAGUUGCUGAGAUAUGGAAGUCCUUGGGGUAAUACUGGUUCUAUGGUGUAGCUUCUUCUACCUUGUCCAAGGUCUGGGGGAAAACCAUGUGCAUUCCAGCUUUAUCUACAGAAGACUGAGGAAUCACGAGAGGAAGGAGAUACAAAGAGAAAUCCUCUCCAUUCUGGGCUUACCUCAUAGACCAAGACCCUUCUCACCUGGGAAACAGGCGUCCUCUGCGCCACUCUUCAUGCUGGACCUCUAUAAUGUUAUGGCAAAUGAAGAGGAACAUGACUUGUUGGGGUACACCCUGAGUGGGUCUAUGAUAGAAAGCAGAGGUCUAAGGAGGGGAUACCCAGCAGUGGCCAAUGGUUACUCCAGGAAAGCCCAAGCUUAUCGCACAGCCCCCCUGACCACUCAGAGCCCCCCACUAGCCAGCCUGCAUGACACCAACUUUCUCAAUGAUGCUGACAUGGUCAUGAGCUUCGUCAAUCUAGUUGAAAGAGACAAGGACUUUUCACACCAACGGAGGCACUACAAGGAAUUCCGUUUCGACCUCACUCAAAUCCCUCGGGGUGAAGCUGUGACAGCAGCUGAGUUUCGUAUCUACAAGGAUCGAAGCAACAACCGCUUUGGCAAUGAGACCCUAAAGAUUAGCAUUUAUCAGAUCAUCAAGGAAUAUUCCAAUAGGGAUGCAGACCUCUUUUUAUUAGACACUCAAAAAGUUCCAGCAUAUGAAAUUGGAUGGCUGGUGUUUGAUAUUACAGUAACCAGUAACCACUGGGUUAUAAAUCCACAGAAUAAUCUGGGUCUACAACUAUGUGUUGAAACCUCUGAUGGUCGGAGUGUUAAUGUUAAAUCAGUGGGCCUUGUUGGCAGGCAUGGCCCUCAGUCAAAGCAACCUUUUCUAGUUGCUUUCUUUAAGGCAAGUGAAGUCCUUCUUCGCUCAGUCAGAGCUGCAAAUGCAAAAAGGAAAAAACAAGACAAAAAUAAAUCCACAGCUCAACAUGAUGCAUCAAAGAUGCCAACCAAUGCAGAUUACAACACAAGUGAACAGAAGCAAGCUUGUAAAAAACAUGAGCUUUAUGUCAGCUUCCGAGACUUAGGCUGGCAGGAUUGGAUUAUAGCUCCAGAAGGUUAUGCAGCUUUCUAUUGUGAUGGGGAGUGCUCAUUUCCACUCAAUGCUCAUAUGAAUGCCACAAACCAUGCCAUAGUGCAAACAUUGGUCCACCUCAUGUUUCCUGAACAUGUCCCCAAGCCAUGCUGUGCGCCAACCAAGCUUAAUGCCAUCUCCGUUUUAUACUUUGAUGAUAGCUCCAAUGUUAUUUUAAAGAAAUACAGAAAUAUGGUUGUAAGGUCCUGUGGAUGCCAUUAAAUAAAAGAAAAAGUCCCUCUACUACAUUAUUGGCAACAUUUCUUCAUGCAGAAAACUAACUAGAGAGUAAACACAUUUGAAUAUACAUCAUGAUACACGUGUACAGUUUUAUGUAUAUAUUAGGAUUUUGUAAUUUAUUUUGAUAUAAAAGUGCAUUAAUUAAAUGUGACAGAAUUGGUUGUACACCAUUUAUAGAAAACAUCCCCAUUUUAUUUAAGUCAAGAUAAAAUAACAUUUUCUUUCCGAUAACCAAACGUUUGUGUUUUCUUGGGGCAUAGAUGUUAUUACUAUGUAAAGAUAAUUCAGUAGACAUAUUAUAUACCCAUACAGCUGUUGCGUAGUAUUUAUUUAGAAAAUAACCUUAAAGGGGUAUUCCAGGCAAAAAUAUUUUAUCCCCUAUCCAAAGGAUAGGGGAUAAGGUGUCUGAUCACGGAGUGCCCGCUGCUGAGACCCCCCGUGAUCUCCCUACGGAUGCUGAUUCUCCAGUUUCGGAAACCUCCAGCCGUCACGCCUUCUCCCAUAGACAUGAAUGGAGGGGCGUGGCAUGAUGGCACGUCCCCAGUCCCGGAAACCCGGAGGUUUCCGAAACUAGAGACGCAGUCCCCGCAUAGAAUGCGGGUGCUGCAGGGAGAUCGCGGGGGCCCACUGCUGAGAUCCUUUGGACAGGGGAUAAAAUGUUUUUGCCCGGAAUACCCCUUUAAACAAAUAAUAGUCACAUGUAGUUCUUUGUUCUGCUGCAUUCAAAAAUAUAAUUAAAAAUUAUUUCGGGUUAAAGAUUUUUUUUAAUGAUGUUUGUUUAAUCAAUUACGAUGAGCACCCUUCAUACAGUUUUAAUACAAUAUCAUGCUACAGUCAUCCUAUGGCUCGACAUUAGAGCAAGGAAAUGCUAUCCAGAAUUUCAUUGCCAUAUAGAUGUCUGGUAUCUGCUCUUAUUAUAGAUCAUAUAUCAGCUUCAUAUAUUUUAUAAUUUAAUACAGCUUUUAUAUUCCUAUACACAUAUGACACAAAGUCAGUUCCAAUGGCCGUUGAAUUUAAGAUAAUGUUUAUUAAUCAUAUUAAAAAAGACAAAUAACAACUAUACAAAAAUGACCAUUAAACAGUGUGAGAACAUAGAAUAAGCAGGGCUGUAUUUGCCAUUAGGCGCCCAUGGGCCUCUGCCUAGGCCAGCAGGGUUAAAGGAGGCAGCACUUUAGUGAGUAAAAGAGAAAAGAAAAAAAUAUAACAAUACAGCAAUUUUUUUUGGUUGUAAUUGAUGUAGCUCCUACUGCCCUCAUGCUGUAGCCUGAGGAAGAAAAAAAUCCUCUUUGGGUGAAUCCACAUGGGUCAAACUGCUGUGAAUUUUACCUGCAAAUUCUGGUCUGCAGCAUGUUGUGUAUUAGUGAUUGAUGGCUUUCUGUAUAGAAGGGUGACACCCAUGGUUAGUUUGCAAGAAAAACUGCAUUUUUGGGGAAGCUAAAACUUCCCAGCACUUUGGAUUAAUACUAAAACUGUUGAACUUUCAUUAUCCAAUAACAUUUCUCGAUUGAAUGAAAUUCAGGAAUUAUCGAUAAUGAUACCAAAUUUUUAAUUUUGUAAAUGUUUUCAAUUAUGUGCCACACAUGUGUUUUGUACAACCAUUUUACCUCAGUUGAGAUUCAUCUAUAUGUCGUUUGUUACACUUGCUAAUCAAUAAAGUUUUCUCGAUUUUGGAUAUAGUAAAAUUAUUAAUACAAAAUAGAAAAAAAUGGCGGCAAUAUCCAUCUGUUAAAACAGCCACUUUAUGUCAUUUGUGCAGUGUGGUAGAUGUAUUCUUCUGACUUUGGGCCAUGAAUGGUUUUUGGCUCUGAUGAUAUUGAUCCAAACACAUGAUAUUUAUCAUCUUAAUAGCAUCAAAUGUAUUAUUUUUCUAAUUUCAAUCAUUUGAAUACAGGGUUGGACCACUUCAGUUCUUAUUUUCCAGUGUGGCUCCUCUUUGAAAUAAACA
Molecule: messenger RNA, 3759 nt
Organism: Hyla sarda
Lineage: Eukaryota; Metazoa; Chordata; Amphibia; Anura; Hylidae
Gene: BMP5
Product: bone morphogenetic protein 5
Exons: 7
Coding region: 456-1796 (446 amino acids)
Biological process (GO): SMAD protein signal transduction
Cellular component (GO): extracellular region
Molecular function (GO): cytokine activity; growth factor activity
Source: RefSeq, a predicted model, not a curated record